ACUAGUUGGCGACCAAUAGUUGCAACCGUAGGAAUUACAUUUUGUUUGUAGUUGCUGCCUUGUCUGGUCGGAGCAACUGUAGAAUAUUCGUUAUUAAUUUUUUUUUUGUAUGGUAAUAGGAAUACAAAGGAAGGUACAAUCGGAAUGGGAUCGCACGGUAAAAUAUCGCCUGUGUGCGUUCAGGGUAACGUUAUCGCAGGAAGGUAAAGUGCCAAAAGUGUAAUAAAGUAUUCUACGCAGAAACAUUGUGUAAUAGAACGUGAAACGUGCACGAUCAAAUUUUUGGCUAGUAUAAAACGAUAUUAAUAAUAUCAACGAUAGAUGUAAUACGUUAAAGUAAGGAUAUCAUAGUUGUUUUUAUCGUUCUGUAUUUUUUGUUGUGAAUUUAAUUUUCUUUCAUAUCUAAUUUGCAAUUUGCAAUUAAAUUGUGUUAACUUAUAAAAUUUCUUCAAUAUAAUAAUUUACACAGCAAUAUAUAUAUAUUUGAAAAGGUAUAUAAUUUUAUAGUUGAAACAUGUAUUAUGAUAAAGGUUAUUCAUAUGCAACUUAUGACAAAGAUAAGGUAGUAGUUGUUGAUCUUCGGAGUGAUACUUUAACAAAACCAACCCAAAAGAUGAGAGAAGCACUAUCCAGUGCUGAAGUUGGUGAUGAUGCUUUUCAUGAAGAUCCAACAGUGAAAGUAUUACAAGAAACAGCUGCCAAAAUGGUUGGAAUGGAAGAUGCAUUAUUUGUAUGCUCUGGAACUAUGGCAAAUUUAAUUGCAAUAAUGAACCAUUGCAACGAUCGUGGAUGUGAGGCAUAUUGUGGCGAUUCUGUUCAUAUUUUGUUACACGAACAAUGUGGCGCUGUUCAAAUCGGAGGAGUGAGUCUUAGAUCGUUGCGCAACAAUGACGAUGGCACUUUCGAUCUUUCUGAACUGCGAUCAAAGCUGCGCCAUGACAGAAAUUACGAGCCCAUUUCUAAGCUGGUAAUUGUGGAAAAUACAAUUAAUGGAAAAAUUGUUCCUCUAAGCUGGAUUAAGGAAUUAGUAUCGCUGUGCAAAGAACAUAACUUGAAGUUGCACAUGGACGGAUCCAGGCUAUGGAAUGCAAGCGUGGGAUCAGGAAUAUCCGGGAAGGAAAUUGUUUCGGGCUUCGAUUCAGUAACAUUCUGUCUCAGCAAAGGCCUAGGUAUAUAUUCUUUUACUAUUUCUAUGUUUAGAACGAUAUUUUCUAUGUGUUCCUUUAACAACAAUUCUCUUUUCUCACAUAUUUCAUUUAACAUCCUUUAACAAUUUGAAUGUUAAUUAUGUCUCACAUAAAUUGAUUGGAAUACGAUUACAUUUUUUAGAUAUAUUUUACUUUCUUAUUUUUUCUUUUUUUUUUAACAAAAACUAACAUAACUUAAGAAAGCAUAUCUAUAUUAUCUUAACAACUAUGGACUAAUUAGCAUUGCAAAAAAGCAAAUUUGGGCCAAUAGUUCCUCAAUUGUUCAGUUAUAGUAUUUAAUGAUGUACAUUUUCCUUGGACGAAGUAAAAACGCGUUUACUCAUAA
Molecule: messenger RNA, 1533 nt
Organism: Bombus impatiens (common eastern bumble bee)
Lineage: Eukaryota; Metazoa; Arthropoda; Insecta; Hymenoptera; Apidae
Product: probable low-specificity L-threonine aldolase 2
Exons: 5
Coding region: 515-1270 (251 amino acids)
Biological process (GO): L-threonine catabolic process; glycine biosynthetic process
Cellular component (GO): cytosol
Molecular function (GO): L-allo-threonine aldolase activity
Source: RefSeq, a predicted model, not a curated record